AUGGCUUCGUCAGCUGCAUCACGAUCUAAGGAUCCUGAAACAAGUGCAUCUCAGAAUCAAUCUGGUUCUUUAUUAUUGUCACGCUCUUCUCGUGCUUCUCAAUCUUCUGUACGUGAGUCUUCUACAAAACGGUCUCAAAUACCAAAGUCAAAACGAAAAAAUUCGUCAGGUCGAUUGGUACCAUAUACUUCACCGAAACUUUCGCGUGCUAAUCAAUCAAAUGACACAACAGCUAGUGUUACUACUAACGAUUUUGUCCAAGACGCUGGUUUUGAUCUUACUAACAUCGACAUGAAUAUUGAUUAUACCUUAUUUCAAGGCAACAAUGUAUCACAAGGACAAGAUCCAUUUGAAAAAUCGUCAGACGACGAAAAAGAGAAUGAUGCAAAGAAAAACGAUCAUCCUCACUCAACAUCCUCGUUUGUGGUUACGGAUUAUUUUGCAAUGGGAAGCAAAGAUAACACAUACGUAUGCAACACGUGUCAACAAGAAAAAAUAACAAAUGGAAGCUCAACCUUUAAUCUUCGUCGACAUCUAGCGCUUCGGCACAAUAUUGAAACCGGUAUCAACGUUUCUUCAUAUCGGAAGAAGAGAGAACAAUGCGAACAAACAACUACCAUUAAUAAAAAACGUCGGGCCGAAGUAGAUGACUUACUGAUGAAAUGUAUAAUUCAUGGUGGUCUACCAUACAACCACUUUGGUCAUCCGUGGUUUCACACCUUGUUUGAUAAUCUUCUACCAGGUUAUACUCCUCCAGAUCGGCGAACAUUUCGAAAGCGAAUUAAACUCGAAUAUGAUGCAUACAUUAGUGAAGUCAAGCAAUUAAUUCCAAAAGAUAAACCAAUUGCUUUUACCACAGACAUCUGGAAGAGUUCAACCAGACAUCAUUACAUAUGUCUUACUAUUCACUUAUUUGACCAUGAAUUAAAACCAUUUUCAUUACUCUUAUCUUUUCGUCGUCUAACUGGUCGAAAGAUCAGCAAGAAUCUACACGAUUAUCUGCAAUAUGAAUUAAAACGAUUUGAUCUUCAAACCGCAUCUUAUGCGGGUAUUACAACGGACAAUGGAAGUGACAUAAAAGCUGCCACAAAAACAGGAAUAUGUGGCCCUCGUUUUCCAUGCAUUGCACAUACCUUAAAUCUGAUCGUUAACCACGGCAUUUGUAUUUGGGACAAGCCAAGCGAAAAACGAUACCCUUUCAAAUCAUACAGCAAGAAUGCCGUAACCGACGAUGAUGAUGAUGAUGAUGAAUAUAUUGACAUUGAUGACGAUGUCGAAGAAGAGGCUGUUGAUGCUGAAGAAGCUUACAAACAGGAGCAGUGCAAGAAUAACAAUAACAGCAGCAGUAGUAGUGACGUCAGUAGCAGCAGCGCCAACGCAGAAACAAAUGAAAUUGCUGACCUGGCCGUGCCGUUCGACGAUGCCACCGUUUCUUCUGUCGCAUCAAUCAAUGUUCCAGUAGACGACGAAUACAUCAGCGGUGAUGAAGAUGAUACAAUCGGUUCUUCUAUUGAAUUUCAUACGUUAAACAACAGUGAACUAGAAACCCUUUUCAGUUUUCUUUGUAAAACGCGUACAUUAAUUGCUCGAGUACGAAAAUUAGCACAAACUAUGAAGAAUGUCACUGCAAUUGAUCAGUUCAUUCGUAAUAAUCCAAAUGGACCAAUAAGUGGUUUUGUGACCGAUAUGCGAACCAGGUGGUCCAGCUGUUUCUACAUGCUGAAACGACUUAUUGAUUAUCAAUUGAUUGUUCAAACAGUUCUUAUUUCUAAGUUUCCGACAAUUUCAAGUGAUCAACAAGCUACUUUAGCGAAAUGUUUUUUGGAUCCAGAAAGUUGGGAAAUUAUACGAGCUGUUCAUGAUAUUUUGCAACCACUCGAACUUGCAACAUCGGCUUUAUCUGGAAAACAUUAUCCUACUUUAUCAUUAGCUUACACAACUAUCAGCAUUCUUCGACUUGGUUUAAAACCAAGCCGAGACGAUUCGAAAUGUUUGAUUCUGCUCAAGAAAAGCAUUCAGGCUCAAUUUGAAUACUAUUUCGACUAUCAAUUGUCUAAACAACAAAAGGAAUUAAUGUUGAUUGCAAGUUUUCUGGAUCCUGAGACUUUUGUUGAUAUUUCACCUGAAGAUAAACAGAAAGUUAAAGCUAUUCUCCCAGCUUAUAUGCGAAAGGAAGCACAGUAUACUAUUCAAUCAACGACUUCAACGCCUGUGGUUAUCCAUAAACCAGCUCAAUCUUUAACUGAAAAAUUGAAGAUGAUGGUCGGUAUAUCAACAACUGUGCGAGCAACUCGACCACCUUCGGUAGAAGAUGAAAUCAUCUUAUUUAACCAAGCAAUUCAAUCAUACAACGGUUCUUUUUCAGCAUUUUGGUUACAAUUCAGAGAUCAAUUUCCUCGUCUAUAUCGUGUGGCAUUACGAGUGAAUAUUAUACCAGCUACAUCGGUACCAAGUGAAACUAUCUUCUCUAUUGCUGGCUUUAUCUCAAGAAAACAACGAAGUUCUUUGUCAUCAACAUCAUUGCGACACCUAAUGGUCUUGAAAGAAAGUCAUAAAUUAGAGAAAUUACGUAAUAUUUCUCGUAACUGA
Molecule: messenger RNA, 2589 nt
Organism: Adineta ricciae
Lineage: Eukaryota; Metazoa; Rotifera; Eurotatoria; Adinetida; Adinetidae
Source: the annotation of a GenBank genome assembly